UAUCUAAAUUCAGCGCGCAAAAACAACAACUCUCGGCACUAUCUGUUCUUCAUUCACUCAUUUUACACUUGAGCUUUAGGGCAGACUUUACAUAAUGACAUAUUUAUAAUGGAAAUUACAAGUGCAGUGUGAAGAUGGACAAUGACAAAUGCAAGGCCAUGCACGUCAGAUAAAGGUACUCGAGAACGCAUACACGAUCCGCUGCAAAUCACAGUAACAGUUAAAUCUCAGUAGGAAAAUUGUCAUCGCAUGCUGAUGCCUUUUAAACACACGCUAAAUUUCGAUAGAAGUUCACCUGCAGGUAGUUGGGAAAUGUUUUCAUAAAUAUUAUGCCUUUAACAAUUCAAUCAAGUUCGGUCGGUGACAUCAAAGCGAAUUAUAUUAAAUCUAUCAAUUUGAGAAUUUGGUGGUAAUUUUCACAGAGCACGCCUUUCGUCUCCCUCUUUCGUCUCUCAUCCAACCGGCAAACCUCAACUGAUCCAAAAACAAAUCACAUUCGGGCACAAACGGACUUAAGAUCAUAGUGCUCCAGGAGAAACCUUUCAAAGUAUUGGUUUCGGUAGACCAACAACGAUAUGUGUGGCACACAAUGAGAUGAUUUGCUGUGUACAGGAUCGUCGUUUGUGUGAAACCGGUGUGUCAAAUAUACGAACAACGGCAGCAGUCAUACAAGCCCGAGCGUCAACACCGCUGGCUAUGCUAGCUGCGACUUGCAGCAAAAUUGGACAACAGACAUCGCCGCCUUUAGCUGAAAUUACACUAGGAAAGAGAUUUCAUCCUUGCAAGACUGAAAACACCGCAGCAACCAUGGUUUCGAUCAACACUGCCAUACCCAAAGAUCCAUCGCUUGUCCUCGCACCUAAUCCAUAUCAAACUUAUUCGAGAAAUUUGGACCACAGGCCUGAGUUAUGUAGGGCAACAAGUUACGGUAUGAAUGGGAUACAUUUGGGAUUAACAGAGAAUUACAAUGGACCAGCAGUAGCAAGAAUCCACACAUCUCCCGAGCUGCUUUUCAAUCUUCAUUCACCUCAUCAAUGCUCGCUUGGAGAGGAGAGUCCGACAUCUAAAACGCCGACAAGAUUUGAAACACCACAACCCGGUGGAUCAUUCUGGGAUGUUCAUACAGCAGCAACAGGUGGUUGGUUAGAGCCACUGUCACCCGGUGGUGCCCAUCAUAGAUUGAACCAAUUUCCAGGUUAUCCCGAGUACCAACCGUCUAAAGCAAGAAGUAUGCUGACCAGAACCCCUCAAAUUGGUACUAUCUAUCCAUCGUCGCCACUCCCAUCUCCUUAUACGCGAGAAUCUCACAAAUCCAACUUACCAACGUACAUAGAUCCACCGACGUACAUCACAUCUACGGCACCUUACAUCCAGGCAACUCCGAUGACGAGUCAAAGAGCGACAAGGCGUUACACAGGUAGAACAACAUGUGACUGUCCCAACUGUCAAGAGAACGAGCGGCUGGGAGCGUUGGGAGUACCAUUCAAAAAGAAAACACAACACAGUUGCCAUAUUCCAGGCUGUGGUAAGGUUUACGGAAAAACGUCGCAUCUCAAAGCUCAUCUACGCUGGCAUACGGGUGAAAGGCCUUUUGUGUGCAACUGGUUAUUCUGCGGGAAACGUUUUACUCGUUCUGACGAGCUGCAAAGACAUUUACGGACGCAUACAGGAGAGAAACGGUUUGCUUGUCCUGUCUGCUCCAAACGUUUUAUGCGAAGCGAUCAUUUAUCAAAGCAUGUCAAGACACACAGUGGCAACAGCAAGAAGGGAAGUAAUGACAAGACACACGAGGAUAAAGAUGGAUCGAGCUACGAUAAAACAGGCGAACAUGGCUCACAAGAUGAACGCGAGGAGCCUGUCACUGUAGGCAAAACAGAGUGAACAUAAUAAAUGAAAUUGUAUGUUUUAAAACCAAGAUGAUGUGUGACUUCUAGGCGAACAGGAUGUAUUUAUUUGUAAAUAAAUAUGUAAAUUAUAAACGAGUUCACAAACAUAUUGAAAUCAUGGCAUAUUUGCUUGGUGACAGAAUAAGUAUUGCUCUGGAAUAUUUCAAUAUAAAUAUGAAAGUGCUUGUUUAGAAGGAUCUCGAAACCGACAACUUCGUAUGCACUGGUCAAAUCCUCCUCCACUCCUGCGAAAAUCCUUAUGAUACCAAGGGAAAUACGAUUUACGUACCCCAAUCAAACUUUCCAAAAGAUUGCCACGAAACUAAACAUUAGAGACAACAUGCUGGGAGGAGGGGUGAUCGAAACAAAUACAGACUAUGUAAUGAGUAUAAUUAAAUGUUUAUGGCGUUGAA
Messenger RNA from Xenia sp. Carnegie-2017, 2299 nucleotides. Its product is annotated as transcription factor Sp9-like. Gene Ontology annotation, biological process: regulation of transcription by RNA polymerase II. NCBI's taxonomy places the organism in Eukaryota, Metazoa, Cnidaria, Anthozoa, Malacalcyonacea, Xeniidae. Bases 595 to 1881 code for a protein of 428 amino acids. The record is from RefSeq and is a predicted model, not a curated record. The transcript is spliced from 2 exons. Gene Ontology annotation, molecular function: RNA polymerase II cis-regulatory region sequence-specific DNA binding; DNA-binding transcription factor activity, RNA polymerase II-specific.